AUGUCUUGUGGCGUAAAAAGGGUGUCUCAGACCUAUCAUUCUCAAUUAUCAGAUAACACAGGUUUCCAACAACCCUCCUCAUCAUAUGAAGGAGACCGCGAUGAAAAGUUGGUCAUGGCCAGGAGUUAUGAAUCGCACCUUGGUCUUUCUUUAUUUAUCACCAAGUCUCCCCAUUCUCACCUGCUCACCUCACUCAACAUAGAUGUAGAUGCCAAGAGUUGUGUGUAUGACGCGAACGGGAAUUUGUCCGUAAAAUUGAGAAAUCAACCCACUUCCGGUAUUCCUCUCUUCCAAUCCCCAAUCCCACCUUGA
Tremella mesenterica DSM 1558 is the source of this 312-nucleotide messenger RNA. RefSeq lists its product as uncharacterized. The record is from RefSeq and is a predicted model, not a curated record. The coding region runs from base 1 to 312 and encodes 103 amino acids. The transcript has 4 exons. Lineage: Eukaryota; Fungi; Basidiomycota; Tremellomycetes; Tremellales; Tremellaceae.